AUGCCCCCCAGGAAGCGGGCAGACGACGCCGCAGACGACGCGACUGGCGAGCCUCGCCCCAAGAGAAGGUCUUUUCGUCAGGCGGCGGCGGCGGCAGCAGCAGCAGCACAAGCAAAAGGCGCCGGAGAAGACGAGGAACCGAAACGGCCCGGCAAAGCCCGCCGGAAGGACGCGAAGCCCGCGCAGACCCAGACACCAGCGACGGCCGCAACACCCCUCACCAGCAAGACGUCGACAUGCGCACCGAGGGAUGCCGCAAGACGCGUUUCCGAAGAUGCCGACGCAGACGCUAUCCCUACCACGAACCCCGAGGCGCCCCGGCACCAAGGAGAGUGGUACUGGCUCAUGAAAGCCGAGCCAGAGUCGCGCCUCGAGAACGGAGUCGAUGUGCGAUUCUCCAUUGACGACCUGAGGGCCAAGACGAGGCCCGAGGGCUGGGAUGGCAUCAGGGCAUACGCAGCACGAAACCACAUGCGCAACAUGAAUGCCGGCGACAAGGCCUUCUUUUACCACUCCAACUGCAAAGAGCCUGGCAUAGUGGGCAUCAUGGAAAUCGUCAAGGAGUUUUCCGAGGAUGCUAGUGCGCGGCGCCCAGGAACACCGUACUACGACCCGUCGUCGACAAAGGAAAACCCGCGCUGGAGCCUUGUCCACGUCGAGUUUCGCAAGAAAUUCGCCGUGCCCAUCCCUCUCAAGGAACUGCGCGAGCUGGGCAAACCGGGUGGUCCGCUGGAGAAUAUGCAAAUGCUGAAGCAGUCGCGGCUGAGCGUGAGUCGGGUCAGUGGACAGGAGUGGGAGGCCUUGUGCAGGAUUGCCGAUGAGAAGGCGGCGGAGAGGGGGUUGAAGCACGAGACGGGGUAA
This is a messenger RNA of Ustilaginoidea virens, 861 nucleotides long. RefSeq lists its product as uncharacterized. The transcript is spliced from 4 exons. NCBI's taxonomy places the organism in Eukaryota, Fungi, Ascomycota, Sordariomycetes, Hypocreales, Clavicipitaceae. Bases 1 to 861 code for a protein of 286 amino acids. The record is from RefSeq and is a predicted model, not a curated record. Gene Ontology annotation, cellular component: nucleus.